Messenger RNA from Chondrus crispus (carragheen), 465 nucleotides. RefSeq lists its product as hypothetical. NCBI's taxonomy places the organism in Eukaryota, Rhodophyta, Florideophyceae, Gigartinales, Gigartinaceae. The record is from RefSeq and is a predicted model, not a curated record. The coding region runs from base 1 to 465 and encodes 154 amino acids. The transcript has a single exon.
AUGACUACUGUAGAUUUUGUACCUCUUGACACAAAGAGCAUUCCGAUUGGGUUCAAGGACCUUCAGUGGGGAUCGGUGCAUUCUCAUUCUCAAAGGCCUACGUAUUGCACAGCGUCGCGGAGACACAGACUCUUGACUUGGACUCGUAUUGUUCGGGACAAAGCGGGAUUCUUUUUGCAGCCACAGUUUGCCUCGCGGUGGAAGACAACAGUUUGGCCUCGUUCCAUUUCAGCCAGCUACCCUUCUUGCGCCUCUCCACGGUAUCAAGAUGACCUCUGUUCAGCUGCGAAUCUACGAUUUGUCACAGGGAAUGGCACGAUCGAUGUCUCCGGCUUUACUCGGCAAGCAAAUCGACGGCAUCUGGCACACUGGCAUCGUUGCCUACGGCCGCGAGUACUAUUUUGGCGGGGGCAUCUGUGCCGAUGCACCCGGUGCCACGCCAUACGGCACGCCACAUGCCAUUGA